AUAAGCUUUAAGAUCUACUCUGCAUGUGGAGUUAGAAUCUAACAGAUGUAAAUAUGCUUCAAAUUCACUUUAACGAACGGUUUCCAAUCUGUGGCGCUCCCUCAGUCAGCCCUGGCCCACUUCGCCCUGGUCCCCAGUACGGGGCGCUGUGUUGAGUUGCUCACAGAUCAGGCACUUUACUGAGAUUCUAGGUCACUGAAACUCUGAAGAAUUCAUGAAAAUCUAUGGUUUUAAUGACGUUUCCUGUACGCGGGCGUUGACUUCUCCGCCUGGCUGCGUGUCAUUUUUUUUUUAAUUCCCCUCUCUUUCUCUCCAUCUCUCUCUCUGUCCCUUUCUCUCGCUGGCUUCUGCACACUUGAUGUCGGAUCUCUAACAGCCUGCUCUCCCGGCACCCCCUCUCUCGCACACCCACCGUUUCCUCCCCUUUCGCUGCACUCCUGUAGCCUGCGAUGGUGCAUCGCGUCCCCGCGUCGGUCACUGGAAACCCACGGCUGGUGAUGUGAAAAGAAAAAAUCCUUCUUCUUCGCUCGCCACCCUCUAUCGAUUCUGCCCGUCACUUCUGGCUGACCUGAUGGAGCGGGACGUCGAGAGCCCCGGGGCCGCUCGGCAGCCAAAGCUACCGAAGCAAGUGUGGGAGAACAGCCCGAGGAAGAGUGGCAAGGGUGCCGUCAAGAACGUCCAGAGGUACGUGAGGAAGGACGGCAAAUGCAACGUUCACCACGGCAAUGUGCGGGAGCGCUACCGUUACCUGACCGACAUCUUCACCACGCUGGUGGACCUGCAAUGGAGACUCAAUCUGUUCAUCUUCGUCCUGGUGUACACAACCACGUGGCUGUUCUUUGGACUAAUCUGGUGGUUCAUUGCCUUCGUACGAGGGGAUCUCCUCCACAUAGGGGAUGCCUCCUGGGUGCCUUGUGUUAACAAUCUCAAUGGCUUUGUCUCUGCCUUUCUCUUCUCCAUUGAGACUGAGACCACCAUUGGCUAUGGCUACAGAUUCAUCACGGACAAGUGUCCCGAGGGCAUCAUCUUACUGCUGGUGCAGUCGGUGAUGGGCUCGAUAGUCAACGCCUUCAUGGUGGGCUGCAUGUUUGUGAAGAUCUCGCAACCCAACAAGAGGGCCGAAACCCUGGUGUUCUCCACCAAUGCCGUGAUCAGCGUGCGCGACGGCAGGCUGUGCCUGAUGUUCCGUGUCGGGGACCUGAGGAAUUCCCACAUCGUGGAGGCAUCCAUCCGCGCCAAGCUCAUCAAGUCCAAGCAGACCAGGGAAGGGGAGUUCAUCCCGCUCAACCAGACGGACAUCAACGUGGGCUACGACACGGGAGACGACCGUCUCUUCCUGGUCUCCCCGCUCAUCAUCUGCCACGAGAUCAACCAGCAGAGCCCUUUCUGGGAAAUCACCAAAGCCCAGAUGGCCAAGGAGGAUCUGGAAAUCGUGGUCAUCCUUGAAGGAAUGGUGGAGGCGACAGGUAUGACUUGUCAAGCUCGGAGUUCGUACGUGACCAGCGAGAUUCUUUGGGGCUAUCGCUUCACGCCGGCGCUGUCUCUGGAGGAGGGGUUCUACGAGGUCGACUACAACAACUUUCACGAGACCUACGAGACAAAGACGCCGGCCUGUAGCGCCCGGGAAAUGUCGGAGAUGAUCAGCAAAGCGGAACUGCCCCUCACCUGGUCCGUCUCCACCAGACUCAACGAGGAGGACGAGGAGGAAGAGGCGGAGAAGCCGGACGAGGACAAGAGCCGCGAGGAGCAGACGGAGCAGAACGGCGAGGUUGCAAACCUAGAGAGUGAAUCCAAAGUGUGAGCUGUAAGGUGGGACUUCUUUGCUCAAGACAGGGUGGAAGAUCACGUCGUUUGGUGUGCGUGAUGAAUAGAGUCAGGGUGUGCGGGGGUUUCCACUCGCACAACCUACGGGUGAAAUUAGAGGUUUGAACAACAACAAAAACAAAAACAAAAACGCGAGUUGGGAAAUAAUGGUGAGGUGCGGGGCAUCGAGCUGGAUGAAUGGGACGUGGUGUGGCAAACAGUAGGAUUUUUACUUUAGCAAGUUAGGCACAAAAUCCGCGAUCGAUAUAGGGAGCAGCUUAAAGCAUAUCGGCCGCAUUAUGGGGCACGCACCUGUGUUCAGAAGCUACUUAGAACAGAGCGGAUGAAAUUCCUCUUCGGUCUUUCACGCCCAAUGCGCACACGUCUGUCGCCUACUUUUUUUUAUCAUGCUGUUGCAUUUUCAGAGGCAAAACAAACUGUCACUGACAUUCCCACAUGCAUCUCAGCAUCAGUGCCCAAAGCAAGAUUUCUCCCCUCCACUCGCGCCUGUGCCCAGGUAAUGCAGACAGUCAGCUUACUAAAGAAUCUCAGAUAUCCAACAGUUGUUCGGCCCAAGUAUCCACAUAUUCCCAUUGUUCCGCUGUCGAGGUCAAUGCAGGCUAAUGAUUCCUUAUUAAAGAAGAAAAAAUAAAAUAAAUGCACUUACAUGGGCAAACUAUUCAGUGAUUUUUUUCUUACUGGAUUCAAGCAAGAUCUCUGGGCAGGGAAAGAGGUUUGAUCUAUAACAAUUCGGUGCUCCGCUGUUACAGGAGUCACUGCAAAUAAUUAUUUUAAAUGUCAUUUGCAAGUUCCUUUCUUAAAAUAUUUUACUCUUUGUGUUUCUAACGCGGAUUCCUUCGAAAAGAAGCGCCUAUUCUAAGAGUAAUACAUCAAUCGGCUGAUUUUUUAACUUUCAUGAGGUGAUAGGAGUAGAAUUAGGCUAUUCGGCCCAUCAAGUCUACUCCGCCAUUCAAUCAUGGCUGAUCUAUCUCUCCCUUCUAACCCUUCUAUCUCUGCCUUCUCCCCAUGACCUCCGACAUACAUACUAAUCAAGAAAGAAUCAGUUUCCUUCGUCACAGUCCCCAAAGCAGCAAGAACUUUGGCAAAACCGUCCAAUAAACACUGGAGAUCAGAAGCAACAACUUUGUGCUUUGCAAGAAAGUCCUUAUUCAAACUGGCUAACUGGCUUUUGACUUUUUGUUUUGUGUCUUCUUCAGAUGGAUAGGGGUCUGUGUAUUUCUAGCAUUUUAUUUAUUUUUCCUGGAUUAAAGAACUGAAGUAUAUCCUUAUGAGGCGGUUCAUAAAUAACGCUGUACAUAUACAACACACAUUUGUGUGUAAUUUUUGAAAAUGUAUAGUUUGUACAGAAAUUAAGCACUUUAAAACUGCAUAAAAUCUGUGCCGAAUGAAGUCAUGGUUGUUUUCAUACUCUGUUCCUUAUCUAAUUCCAACAACAAUUCUUCCUCUUCCUCUUAGUUCAGUCUCAUCAUCCCAAGAAUCGAUCAAGUGAAUGAGUGCUGCACCAACUCCAAGACAUGGUCUUGGCGGCACAAUGGUGUAGCUGGUAGAGCCACUGCCGCACUGCCCCCGAGACCCGGGUUCGAUCCUGACCUCGGCUGCUAUGUCUGUGUGGAGUUUGCAAGUUCUCCCCGUGACUGUGUGGGUUUCCUCCGGGUGCUCUGGUUUCCUCCCACAUCCCAAAGACGUUGUGCAAGUCAAUUGGCCCUCUGUAAAUUGUCCCUAGUAUGUAAGGAAUGGAUGGGAAAGUGGGAUCGCAGAGAACUGGUGUGAACAAGGUGAUUGAUGGUCAACAUGUACUCAUUGGGCUGAUGGGCCUGUUUCUAUGCUGUAUCUCUAAACUAAAAACUAAACAAGUUUGUCCUUCUCCAGACAGAAACCAAGCAUGCACACAAGUUCCCUCGAAACUCUAUGCAUUUUUAUUACAACUUCUUUACUUUUAUGCUCCAUUAUUUGUUGUUCCAAUACUUACUCUGCCUGCAUUACAAAAACCAACACUCCAAAAUCUCUCUUGACAUUAUCUAAUUUCCAACCAUUUAAGAAAUGUUAUUUUUCUGUUCUUCCAACCUGUGGAGAACCUCACAAUUUUCUCUCCCAAUUUUUCCAGAUUUCAUCCAUCACCUUCUUGAUCCACCUUGUAGCACACACCACACUUGGAUUUAGAUAAUUGGACUUCUAACUAUCUCUUGAUUCAAGUCAUUCAUGUAAAUCAUAAUCAAGGGUGUGGAACUGAUCCUUGUGCUGCCCCACUUGUAACACAGCGCCAAUUUGAAAAUGUCUACCGUUUUCUAGUCCUUUAACCAUAUAACCAUACAACAAUUACAGCACGCAAACAGGCCAUCUCGGCCCUUCUAGUCCAUGCCGAACACUUACUCUCACCUAGUCCCAUCUACCUGCACUCAGACCAUAACCCUCCAUUCCUUUCCCAUCCAUAUACCUAUCCAAUUUAUUUUUAAAUUAUAAAAAUAAACCUGCCUCCACCACUUUAUCUGGAAGCUCAAGCUUUAAUCAAUCCUUCACUGUGCUGCUAUGUUAUUCCAUUCCUUGAGAUCUUAAUUAGUGAUCAUCUGUUGUCUCAUGCUUACCCAAACAUCUUUUGGAAAACCAGAUAUUCCAGAUCCACUAUUUCCUCCUUAUUUAUCCUUCUAUAUAAGUUUUCACCCCGCUAUGUUUUGUCAAACCAAUUUUCCCUUUGAAAAAAAGACAUUAUAAUUUUCUAAGACCCCUGUUACUUCAUCUUUAAUGUUAUUGUUUCUAGUUGCACCUUUUCACGUCACAACCGAGUAAAUAGAAAAAAUUAAAGCAACAUUUUUGAUUAAUAUUUUGGUCUCUUCAGUUUUGUUGCCUGAGAUUUUUUUCAUGUUCGUAGGUUCUAGGAGCAGAAUUAGGCCAUUCGGCCCAUCAUGUCUACUCCGCCAUUCAAUCAUGGCUGAUCUAUCAUUCCCUCUCAACCCCAUUCUCCUGCCUUCUCCCCAUAACCCCUGACUCCCUUAUUUUUGUCCAUACCCAAAAUUAUUUAACUUUUGUCCAUACCCAGAUCUUACACUAAUUUUCUUCUGUUCCUGUAAAAUGCAUCUCAUAAAAUGCACGCUCAUCAUUGCCUCCUCAUUGUCCUUUCCAACAUUUUGCCUAAUCAUAUUAACCCUUCUCAUGCUCUGGAACAAUUAAUAUUUUAUCAUUAAACUUCUUGCACGAGGACCGGACAGGAGUGUUGUAAACUCCAAUCCUAAUUUGUUUCCUCUCCCGGCCAGUUACUGUUAGGCUAUCUGAUUUAUUAUUGAUUAAUAUCCCACCAUUUUUUGUCCGCUUCCCCAAUUUGUUUGCAUAUUUUUUUCGCUCUUCCUCUUUCUGUCGUUCUACCUUCAUCGCGAUCAAUCAUUUAUUACCUCUUAUCUGCUUUCAAAUGAUUCUAUUUCUGUCAUUCUGAUUGCUAGCCACUUCACUUUGUUCAACUGCUGUACAUUAUCUUUCAAACUCACCAUUAAUCUAUUUUUUUUUCCACUCUGUCUAAAUAUGCGGUAUCCUAAAAAAAACCCAUUCUCAGUAUGGAUUUAUCUACAGCCACAUCUCUUGUCUUGGCCUCUGUUGCUCUGUUUUAUUUUAGUGUUCAUAGGCAGUUUAACUCCCUUUUAUUAAAAAUUCUUCUCACAUUAAUUUUAACUGUCUUUUCACACUUAUUCUAUAUUUACCUUUCCCCUGGCUAUUUAUGUUCUCCUUUAGUUUAUAUUUUAGCCUUUUAUAAAUGUGUGUCACUCUUGUUUCAUUUGUAUAAGACCAUAAGACAUAGGGGCAGAAUUAGGCUAUUCGGCCCUUCGAGUCCACACUCCCAUUCAAUCAUGGCUGAUCUAUCUUUUCCUCUCCAGCCCAUUCCCAUGCCUUCUCCCCAUACCCAUCGACACCCUUACUAAUCAAGAACCUAUCAAUAUCCACUUUAAACAUACCCAAUGUCUUGGCCAAUAAAUUCCAUAUUCCAUAACCCUCUGGCUAAAGAAAUUCCUUGUCAUAUCCAUUUUAAAGGUACGUCCAUUUAUUUUGAAGCUCUAACCUCUAGACUGCCCCACUACUAAAAAAUAUCCUUUCCACAUCCACUCUAUCUAGGUCUUUCAGUAUUCGCUGAGAUAUCCCCCACCCCUCAUCCUUCUAAACUCCAGCAAGUACAGGCCCAGAGACAUCAAAUGCUCCUCAUAUGUUAGCCCAGCCAUUCCUGGGUUGAUUCUUGUAAACCUCCUCUGCAUCUUCUCCAAAGCCAGCACAUCUCUCCUCAGAUAUUGAGCCCAAAUUUAGAGAGGAGCAUCAGUUUUCAGGUUGUGACAUAAAGCCAUCAGUUAAAAAGAGGAAAUGGUUGUGGUACAGGAUGUUUAAGGCAGGAGGUUAGUGGCCUAUUCCCAUUUCCUGGACUCAAGGAAACUGAGGCAGGGAGACGUUGAACAGGUUGGGUCUCUAUUUCUCUCAGCGCAGGAGGAUAAGGGGUGAUCUUAUAGAGGUGUACAAAAUCAUGAGACGAAUAGAUCGUGUAGAUGCUCAGAA
This is a messenger RNA of Leucoraja erinaceus (little skate), 6348 nucleotides long. It is a transcript of the gene kcnj6, whose product is annotated as potassium inwardly rectifying channel subfamily J member 6. The record is from RefSeq and is a predicted model, not a curated record. The transcript is spliced from 3 exons. Gene Ontology annotation, biological process: regulation of monoatomic ion transmembrane transport; potassium ion import across plasma membrane. The coding region runs from base 572 to 1801 and encodes 409 amino acids. Gene Ontology annotation, molecular function: G-protein activated inward rectifier potassium channel activity. Lineage: Eukaryota; Metazoa; Chordata; Chondrichthyes; Rajiformes; Rajidae. Gene Ontology annotation, cellular component: plasma membrane.